AUGGACCAGCAGCAGCAGCCUCCCCCAACUGGAGGCGUCCCUGGGCCGACUGGACGCCGUCUUCACAUCGCCCAUCGUCGAAGCCCUUCAGAGUUAACCCCUCUGAUGAGCAUGUUCUCCAAUCCUGGAAUGGAGCAACUCGCCAUCCAGCAGCAAAUUGAAUUGUUACAACAACAGCAACAGCAGAUCCAAGCAACUCAUCAACAAUAUAUGAACAUGGGAAUGAUGGCACCCGGCCAGCUUGGUGCCGGCGGCCAGUUCAAUCCUUUGCAACCUAACAUGCCCAACAUGUCGCCACAACCGGCUUUUCAAUUUCCCAACCAGCAGCUUCCACAGCAACAGAAUAUUCAAAUGACAGCGCCGAACCAGCCCAUGUCACAUCGUCGAAACCAGUCUGCCCUGCCUAACAUGAAUAUGGGCCCGCCCCCGGCACCAUCCUCUGGAGCAUCCGGUUCCGCGUUUGGACAUUUUGAGAAUAUGUCGGGCCAGAGUCGUGAGAAUGCGCCACGAGGUGGACGGGGCGGUGGCGGCGGUAGUGGCGGAGGUCAUCAGCGAAGGCAUUCUUUGGCCCUAGCCGAUGCUAAAAAGGCUGCUGAACUCGCUCAGCAGAAGCGCACUACUACGAAUUUCCAAUUCCCCGGGCCCGGGACUGAUGCAAGCGCGCCAGCUGAAGAGCCUAAGAGCAGCGUUGCGGACACUCCUAUAGCACAGGGGUCAUCUACUCGCGGUGGACGGGGCGGGCACGGGCGUAGCCAGAGCAUGGCCACACAUGGUCGUGGAGGUGCGCGCAGCGGUGUGCCUGGCGAGAGUGGUGAUUUUCCACGUCGUGGAGGGGGCGCAGGCGGCCACACCCGGUCAUCCUCGCGCAAUUUUGAGGGCAAUUGGCGCAACCAUAACCAAGGUCAGGAUCAAUCCAACCAAGGUCAGCAGGGUUUUCAGCCUGGUCAUCGUUCUCGUUCCUCAAUUAAUCAGUCUAUCUCUUCGAUUGGCACUUUUCAGUAUCCCGGCCAACCUCAACUUAUGCCAAUGCCUGGACAAAUCCCCAUGAUGCCGAUGUAUGGCGGCCAACAACUCAAUCCCAUGCAGAUAAACCAACUCCAAGCUUUACAAGCUGCUCAGAUGAAUGGCCAGCACAUGGUUGGUCUUCAAGCUAGCCAGCAUGCCCCUCAGCUUGGAGGCCAGCAAUCUCAGCAGCAACAGAGAAAAACGCUAUUCACUCCUUACUUACCGCAAGCUACCUUGCCUGCGUUACUCGGCGAUGGCCAGCUCGUUUCCGGAAUUCUCCGUGUAAAUAAGAAAAAUCGCAGCGAUGCAUACGUAUCUACUUCGGACGGCCUCCUAGAUGCCGAUAUUUUCAUUUGCGGAAGCAAAGAUCGCAACCGAGCGUUAGAAGGAGAUUUGGUUGCCGUCGAACUUCUCGAUGUUGACGAAGUUUGGGGGCAAAAGCGCGAGAAGGAGGAGAAGAAGAAGAGAAAGGAUAUCACCGACACCAGAACGGGCUCGACCAACGGAAACGGCCCUUCCAGUGCUACCAAUGGUGAAGAUUCCGCUACAGGUGACGGAGGCAUCCGUAGAAGAGGUAGUCUCCGCCAGAGACCAACCCAGAAAAAGAAUGAUGAUGUGGAAGUGGAAGGCCAGAGUCUUUUACUUGUCGAGGAGGAGGAAAUCAACGAUGAAUCGAAGCCUCUUUAUGCGGGCCACAUCGUAGCCGUCAUCGAACGAGUUGCCGGCCAGAUGUUUUCGGGUACCCUUGGCCUUCUGCGACCAAGCAGCCAAGCCACCAAAGAGAAGCAAGAAGCUGAGCGAGCUGCUAGGGAUGGCGGCCGAUCCCAUGACCAUCGACAGCCAGAUAAGCCAAAGAUUGUCUGGUUCAAGCCUACCGACAAGCGUGUACCACUGAUUGCAAUCCCUACGGAACAGGCGCCGCGCGAUUUUGUCGAGAAACAUCAAGAUUAUGCUGAUCGAAUCUUCGUUGCGUGUAUCAAACGGUGGCCGAUCACAUCAUUGCAUCCUUUUGGCACACUUGUGGAGCAGCUUGGUAAGAUGGGUGAUUUGAAGGUCGAGACGGAUGCUCUUCUUCGUGACAACAAUUUCUCUUCUGAUGAAUUCGCUGAAGCUGUUCUUAGAAGUGUCGGUCUUCAGGAUUGGUCUCUCUCUAAAGAGGAUGAGACCGCCAUGAAGGAUCGCCGAGAUUUCCGUGAUGAGACGACCUUGACCUUUGAUUUGGCUGGCACAGGUGAACUUGGUGAUGCAGUUCACGUCAAGACCCUUUCCGACGGCAAAAUUGAGAUUGGUAUUCACGUGCCUGAUGUCACUCAUUUCGUAAAGCCGAACUCACUAGUUGAUCGCGAAGCAAAAAAGCGCGGAACUGCUGUUCAUUUAGUGAACCGCACUUGUGCUUUACUUCCUCCAAAGAUCGCAUCUGAAGUUUGCACACUCACUCCUGGGCAAGACAGGCUCACAGUCAGUGUCGUUUUUAAGGUCAACCCUCAUACAGGGGCCGUUGCCGAAGGCGACUCUUGGAUUGGGAAAAGUAUCAUCAAAAGCAAGGCAAAGCUAUCACUGAAGGAUAUUGAUGAAGCCCUGGCGGGUGGUGCCAAUUUUCAACACGAGUGGGCUCAGAUCAAAGACAUACAAAUUCUCAAUGCUAUUGCGCAGAAAUUUCAAGAAGCGCGGCUUGGUUCAAACGACGAGGUCACUGCGCCGCUGCGUUUGCUUCACCAUCUCGACGAUGAGAACAUUCCUAUCCGACAUAACAUAUUUGAUACCACGACGGGAACUGAACUCGUCGAGGAGCUUUUGCAUAAGGCUAAUGCGUAUGUUGCUCAAAAACUUGCUACAGAACUUCCCGAGAAAGCACUUCUCCGACGUCAAGGACCUCCUAAUACCCGGCGCCUACAAACAUUCGUUGAGCGCAUGAGAGCGUUAGGAUAUGACAUAGACACGACUAGCAGUGGGACUCUACAAAAUAGUCUCUUCAAAGUAGAUGACAACGACAUUCGCAAAGGCAUGGAGACUCUGCUUAUUAAGAGCAUGCACCACGCGAAGUACUUCAUAUCCGGCAAGAUAAAUCAGCAAUUGCGGCCUCAUUAUGCCCUGAACCUACCCCUCUACACUCAUUUUACGAGCCCAACUCGGCGAUACGCGGACAUUGUCGUGCAUCGCCAGUUAGAAGCGGUGUUGUCCGAGGGCGCGGUUGAGUAUAAUGAUGACCUGGAGACGUUAGUAAAGACAAUCGAAGCAUGUAAUAUCAAGAAAGAGUCGGCCCAAAAUGCUCAAGAACAGAGCAUCCAUAUCGAGUCCUGCCGAAUUAUGGAUAGAAAGCGACAAGAAGCCAAUGGUGACUUGAUCAGCGAAGGUAUCGUUCUUUGUGUUUACGAAUCUGCCUUUGAUGUCUUGAUUCCUGAGUGGGGCUUCGAAAAACGAGUGCACUGUGACCAGUUGCCAUUGAAGAAAGCGGAGUUCAGAAAAGAGAAGAGGGUUCUAGAGUUGUACUGGGAGAAAGGCGUGCCGAGUUCGGCGUACGUACCUGAAGAUGAGAGACCCAAGGCAGCCGCCUCACAGCGGGUUUCAAAUGCAAUAGCUGCUGCACGACAAGCCGAAGAGGCUGAGCGCGUUAAGAAGGAACGCGAGGAGGCUACUCGAAAGCAGACAGAAACUGGUACCAUGUCCACCGAUGAUGUGGAUGCGUUGUUUGACGAUGACGAAGAUAAUAUGUCCGACGCCACUGAGGCUAUGGCUGGCGCAUCGCUUGCUGAACGUCCUACUCAAAGCGUCCCAGGGUCGCCGAAUCGAUCCUCUUCGAAUGCUGCAGGUGUUUUGCAUCGCACAAGGUCAGACUCGAAAGUUCCCAUCGCUGAGGCUGUCGAGACCCGUUUGACGAACAAAGAAAAGUAUCUCAAGCUAUUCUCGCUUAGAGAAGAGGAUGGAGAGUAUAUUCAGGACGUGACGGAGAUGACAAGAGUCCCCAUUAUUCUUAAGACUGAUUUGACCAAGAGUCCACCUUGCUUGACAAUUCGCUCGCUUAACCCUUACGCUCUCUGA
Messenger RNA from Xylaria bambusicola, 4044 nucleotides. RefSeq lists its product as uncharacterized. The record is from RefSeq and is a predicted model, not a curated record. Gene Ontology annotation, cellular component: P-body; exosome (RNase complex). Bases 1 to 4044 code for a protein of 1347 amino acids. Gene Ontology annotation, biological process: mRNA catabolic process. Gene Ontology annotation, molecular function: 3'-5'-RNA exonuclease activity; RNA binding. NCBI's taxonomy places the organism in Eukaryota, Fungi, Ascomycota, Sordariomycetes, Xylariales, Xylariaceae. The transcript has 4 exons.